AUGUUCUACUCCUUGGCGAGCUCGGCGACCGUUCUGCCCCGCCAGAGUAAUAUUACGUUGACUUCAUUCUACUACGCAGGCACCGCCUGCAGCGCGGGAACCGUGUCAAGAAGCAUGAACCGCGACGGAUCGACCAUCACAUUCGGCUUCGAUUUAUUCGAAACGCACUACGGCCCCGGCUAUCCGCCGGCAGAGAGGUACAAGAACUGCAUCGUCUAUUUUAGACUCAGCUACCCGCUCGGCAGCAAGUUCGAGAUUGUGGGGACAACCUACCAUGGCCAGGCCAGGCUGGAUGCCGGGUGGAAUGCCACGAUCCAGUCGACCUACCUCAUUUCCAUCCCAGGAACAGGGAAUGGCAGCACGGUGACCCGAGCCAGGACCACGAGUGAGCUUAUCGGGGCCUACACGACGACAGACACCAUUCCGGCCGGUUCGAAAAUCGCCUCGUCCUGUGAUUGGGAGGAGGCCCAAGUGCAGAUUACCACGCGGGUGAAGCUGAGCACCAGCAGCGCUUCGGUUUCGGGAAGCUUGGAUAAUGAAUCCCCAUUUUCGCUUGGCUUUCAGCAGCUUCAUCUGGGCUGGUCGGUCUGUGAGGAUCAGAUCAGCAAGCGGCGGUAG
Parathielavia appendiculata is the source of this 618-nucleotide messenger RNA. RefSeq lists its product as uncharacterized. NCBI's taxonomy places the organism in Eukaryota, Fungi, Ascomycota, Sordariomycetes, Sordariales, Chaetomiaceae. The transcript has a single exon. Bases 1 to 618 code for a protein of 205 amino acids. The record is from RefSeq and is a predicted model, not a curated record.